Messenger RNA from Helobdella robusta, 2961 nucleotides. RefSeq lists its product as hypothetical. The record is from RefSeq and is a predicted model, not a curated record. The transcript is spliced from 12 exons. Bases 488 to 2491 code for a protein of 667 amino acids. Lineage: Eukaryota; Metazoa; Annelida; Clitellata; Rhynchobdellida; Glossiphoniidae.
AUUUGAAAUUUUGAAUUUAAAAAUAAUCAUUUGACGGACGUGUUCAUAAAGUAACGUCAAACGAUUUGAGGAUUUGUCGUGCGAGCGUGUUCACCGCAUGAGUUUGAGUAUUUUUUAUUAAAAUUUUUAAUUUGUGAUCGAUUAAAAAUAAUAGUGCCCGACAAAAUUUGUAAUUAAGUAUAGAAAUAUUAAAUGGUUGUGUAAAUAAUUUUUGUGUAAAAAUCGCGGUUAACGGUCGAGUUUUCAUUUUAAGUAUAAAACUGUCCAUCAAUAUCUUUUUCUGUUGGUUGGAAAAAUUAGAUGUGAUGAUAGAAAAAUCUUAAAACCAAAUCACUUUAUUAACAAUUUUGGAGGAGUUUUUAGAAUUAGGCUUCUACAUUGGUUCAGUUAGCACAAAUAGCAUACGUUACUUAAGUGAGUAACGCUUUGUAGUUAAUUGUUACAACGUCUUCCUCAUCAUUUUCAUCAUCAUAGCCUGCACCACGUGAUGAGAAGCCGAAUGAUAUAUUCAGCGAUUCUGUCAUGUUUCGUCUUGCUUGUGGAGUUCAUGUGCUCCAAUGUUAAAGGCCAGCCACAAACAGUCAACAUGAUUGAGAUACCUCGUGACACGGCAGCCUUGAAGGACUCGAAGAUGGUCAUGUUGAAUUGUACGCCUACUCCUGGGUUAACUGUAAACUGGAAGGCAUCCGUGCACUGGGACCUGGACAUGAUCGAUAUCUAUCCAACGCCAACUCCCGCCAAUCCGAACUUCACAACAUCCGAGGGAGGGACCACCCUUUACAUCAAACAGCUGACUAAUGACCUGGCAGCUGUGUACAGGUGCACCGUUGGAAGUCAACGCGUCGACGCUAGAGUCGCUGCCAUGGAACCAGUAAGAUGUCCGACUGACAUCACGAGGAAAGUAGGGGAAAACUUCACCGUCGUAUGCAACUCUGGAUUUGUUAGCAAAAUGCUGCCAACAAUUUACAUUUUAGAUGGCGUGGGGAGAGUUGUUGCGAAAAAAACUGCCUCAGACUCUGGACCUCUCAAUCUGAUAGGUAACCUGACAGCUGAGGCAGACAUGGACGGUACAAGGUUCUCGUGCAGGGUUGACUUCCUGGACGCACCCAGCUCCAGACUGCAGCCCAGUGCCCCCAUGGCUGGAUCCGCCGAUUACGAAGACUUGUGCCACUUCGCUGUUCGAGUCAUGCAUCCAGUAACAAAAGCUGAAAUAAACAGCACCCUCAGUCCGCCUGAAGUCAACAAAGUGGUCGUUGGUGACGUCAUCAAUUGUACGGCCAAUGGAAAUCCUACACCGGACUUUCAAUGGUUCCACAACACGACCAACCAGACCCUCUCAACCUCACCAUCUCUCAUCAUCACCGAGCAGCUGAACAUCAAGCAGACCGUGAUGGUCACGUGUGUGGCCAGCAAAUUCUAUGAUGGGGUUCUCUACAGCACCGGAGCCAGUGUACUCUUGUUUGUUACGUCCAACACCGAGGAAGUCAAGUCACCGGCUGUUGCACCUUGGGUCAUUGCCGUAGCUGUAAUCGUUCCUCUGCUGGUCAUCUUCUUGGUCGUGGCCAUCAUCAUCAUCUGCUGCCUCAAACGAAAGAAGGGCAACCAGCCCUACAAGGCAACGUCGGUUCCGAAGAAAAAGGGGCCCUACGUGACGACGGCAACCGAUGAAGUCACCUUCACACCAAACAAGCCCGCACCACCACUAUCCGGCCAAAUAUACAACCCGCCCGCAGCAUCUCAAAAGCCUAAAAACUCCAAACCAACCUCUCCAACAAAGAAUGCGCCAGCAAGACCGCUCUACAGCAACGACAACUUCAACAAUCCCAGCAUGCCGUUGAACGCAGGACACGGAGCCCUCGGCAUGACAGGUCUGAACAGGUCGCAAGAUUUCCAUUACAAUUCUCGUGGUCAGUUAGUUGAGUCUCCCUACUCCCCCACCCCCACCACCAACAUCUCUGCGGUUGACGGACCAGGCAUGGUGCCCGUCAAGAGGGUUGAGGGCAGACAACAGGCAUCAAACGUCAGGAGCCAGCCACCAUUCACCAAUGCUGCUGAAACAAAACUUUCGGGUCGUCAUCCACAAAACUUCAACAACAACAACAACAAUUAUGACGACGAUGAUGACGAUGAAUUUGACGAUGAGGAUGAGCGCCUACCUGUAUCACCACCUCCACCAAAACAACUACCUUACCAACAUCAGAAGCCAAUGCAGCCACUUCAACAACCUCCAUACAAAGCUCAACAACCUAAGAUGACUCGUGAAUCAUCAGUAACUAGCGGAUCGUCGGCCAGAUCAAACGACGCUCCGAGAGAUGUUCCAAGAAAGCAGAAGGAUGGCAAGAAAUCCUCGCAAAGCAAGUAUACGGGAAGUGGGAACAUGGUGACGAGUCCCAGGAUCGUCAGCAAGGAUCCAAGUGGCGCCCAGGGAAAUUUUGGAUUCAAAACUUCCGGCAACUAUGACACAAACAGUCUACAGGGAUCGGAAGUUUAAAUGUGGAUUUUAUAGCGCCAGCAGUACCGGUGCUAUCCACAUUCAACUAUGAGCCAUAUUUCGUCCAUCACGUUUCGAUAAAGUAAUAUAUUCAGUGAAUUGUUUCUAAUGAAAAGAUUGCUUAACGUACCGUAUAUCAAAAAAUUUUACGCAAUUUUGGGUCAUAAUUAAUGAUAGUUCAAUCCAUUUUGUUACAUUAAUGUAAUCAACCACCAACAUUUCACCUUCUAUAUCUUCAUCAUUGUAUUAUAUAUAAGUUUGAUUUCGUACAUUCUGUGGUUCUUUUAAAUUGUACGUUUGAUGACGUCAUAUCAAGGUGUGUGAAUGUGUAACCAAUUGAACUUUGAACUUAUGUCCGAUGAAAACUAGUUGAUAUUUUAAGAUUUUAUGCCGACUAGUUGAUAUUUUAUUUUUUGGCAUUUUCUUUUUUUUUGAUUUUAUAUUUAAUUUACAUGCGAGUGAAUGUGUAA